Molecule: messenger RNA, 3270 nt
Organism: Anopheles cruzii
Lineage: Eukaryota; Metazoa; Arthropoda; Insecta; Diptera; Culicidae
Product: arginine/serine-rich protein PNISR-like
Exons: 8
Coding region: 1-2616 (871 amino acids)
Cellular component (GO): nuclear speck; presynaptic active zone
Molecular function (GO): RNA binding
Source: RefSeq, a predicted model, not a curated record
AUGGACAAUGACCAGGUGGACUGGGGUGCGCUGGCCCAACAAUGGAUACAAAUGCGAGAAGCGAUGCCGAUUGUCACGCCUGCCCCGGGAAUGCUGCCACCCAGCAGCAUUCUCGAUGAUGGUUGUAGCUAUCCUCCGCCGCCUCGUAUAAUCGCGUACGAAGAGCAAGGCGAGGCGCCGAUGGAAGUGGAAAAAGAUGACGACCAGUCAGCCAAUCUGCCGCUGCCUCCAAUGCCCCCACCGCCUAUCAUUUGUGGUCACGAUUGGGAUGGUAAAUGGCUGACAGAGUCGAUCACGCAGCCGUCUAGCACCAGCCCAAAAAGAUGGUCCCCGGAAGGCACCGGUGGCUGGGAAGGUGCGUCCAUGACAUCGGAUGUCACCUCAAAUGCAGUUUCUAACCACACAUCGCCUGAGCGCGUGGUUAGUAGAAAAAAAACAUUCCCCAGUUCCACCACUGUAUCAUCGUCGAGUGCGUCGUCUGUAAAGCAGCCAACGGGGAUGAAAGAGCGCUGGCAGACUAAGUCCGGUCACAGCUAUCCAUCCGAACAUCAGGGAAAACGUGUCAGAAGCCGGUUUCUUAUGGAUGUGACUGCUGAACGAGGUCCAGGAACGAAAAUGGGCGUGGAACCUAAACCCAGACUGCCCGGGCUGAUGGAUCACGCAAUUAAAUUCAGUGAAACGACCCGAAGUGACACGUUGGCUGUGAAAAAGGGUUCAGUGAUUGAAUCAGCAGGGACGCUCAAUGAUGCCAAGCGCAAAUUACUACCAGCGUGGAUUCGCGAGGGGCUUGAAAAAAUGGAGAAGGACAAGCAACGCAAAAUAGAGCGAACACAACUGCUUCGGCGAAGCGACAUAAACGACGCGCUCAGCGAACAACGAUGCCUUACGGAUACCGACAGUCCGGAAGGAGAAUUUCCAAGUUACCCUGAACCGGAUAUCAUUCAGCCGUCAGAAAAAUCCCCUGCGUGCGUUUCCUCUGCUGCCGUACAGCAGCAACCAAAGUUAACCGAUGUUGGUGAAUCGAAGAACUGUGUUGAGUCGGAUGUUCGUACCACGCGUGCCCAACAACUGAAGGAAUCGAUGCGUACUAUACUGACAAAUAUUUUACUCGAGGUGACAAACGAAGAAAUUGUACGCAUAGCCAAAGAAACGCACGUCAAGUUGCAGUGUAAAGUUAUACCAGCGCAAACGCGACGUACCGAAACCGGUCAAGUCACAUGCAUCGGAAAAGUUGGUCUUGUAGUUUAUGGCGAUAGUGACGAGGAGGAAGAAGACUACAAUGAGCUGGUGAAUGAUCGAAAGACUGAUGAAAAUCCUGAAAAUGAGCGGGACGAUAAAAAUAGUGAUAGCGAUGAGCCGCCGGACGAUAGUUUUUCCGAUGCGACCAUUGAGCAGUACCUCCAGAAACGCAUACGCAGGAAGCAACGCGAGUUUCAACAAAUUGCUACCAAAAUUGAACAAUGUCUGGAUGAGGAAAAUCUCACGGAAAAUCGCGGCCAGCCGGAAGUGACCGGUAGCUGCAAGAAAGCAGCAAACCAACCCAUGGCUCAUAAAAUCGAGUGCACGAAGGACGAUAAAGGCGUGGGGAAUGUUGUCAGCGACGAAAGCGCUGAGGUGGAUACAUAUCGGGUACAGGAGCUUCCCGGUACCACCGAUCUAGCGAAUGGCAGCAACAAGGAUCGCGAAGGUAUCGCCAAGGUUACGGGUCGACCAAAAGACGCAGAGCGUAAGCGACACAAUAAGCGGAUAUCGCGUUUUAGCAAUCCGCGGGAUACCGUCCGGCAGACACACAUAACGCACGUUUCGAUUAUGCCCUCGACGAAACCUACGACCAUCAGCUCUACGGGAAUUGAAAACGGUGAUGGUAACCAGCGCAAUCCAGUGUCCAAUGCCAUCGACUUCGUCGCAUGCAACGAUGCCGCAACGGAACAGUUACCAAAGUGCCAGGAAAACACGAGCAAAUCUUCUGGGCGACCAGCUGCCACGGCUGGGAUGCUGUGGUCAAUCGAAUCUACUCUCAAACUGAGCUCCGAUGGUAGUGGUCCGUCCAAUGGAUCUGGGCAAAAUUCUUCGAAAGCUCGGCCUCGUAGUCACGAACGAAAGGAAACGAGUGGCCAUGGUCCACGGGAAAUACUUGGUGAAGGUGAACAAUUACAUGUUGGGAACCACCAAGCUUCGGGUUCGGUACACUCCUCGCCAUCAGCAUCGAUGGUGAGUGACCGUGGGCGUUCACGCCGGCACCGUUCCCGGUCGACCGGUUCGUCUAGAUCGUCUAGUUCGCGAUCGGGCCAUUGUUCUGGAUCAAACCGUUCUGGUAGAUCACGUCCACGGUCCCGUCGUUCCCGUUCUCAUUCCCCACACUCCUCGUCGUCAUCGACGAAGAACCCACUAACACAGAAAUGCACCGCAAAUCCAGCGACAUCGCGACACGGCCAUUCAUAUCUUUAUCGCGACGCCGAGGUGAAGAAAACAUCUUCGUUACAAUCUCAUGGCUCACAGCGUUACCGUGACCAAAAGCCCGAUUACCACCGCGAUCGCAGCCAUUCGCGGUCACGCCACAUGCGCCGCUCCCGAUCCCCAUCGAAGUAUACUUCCAGCUCUCGCCGCAAACAUUGAAAUCAUUUUUUUUUUCUUCUUGUAAGCAUGAUUUUCAUCUGUUUACUACGAACUGGUUUUCUUCAUAUUCAUAUUUAAUCAGUUUUUGUGCUAAUUUGUUGGCUUUGCGUAUACCUGCCAUUCCUUUCCAACUAACUGCGCUGAACCAGUGUGCUGUACAUGCGUUAAACGAAUAUCGUUUCGAUUCGGUGUAGCUUGCUUGAGAAACAUCGUUAAAAAUAAGAAACAAGAAAAGCGAGCAGUGCCGCAACACUAGUUAUUAGAAGUGCGCCUAGUUUUGAAAUGAAAAUCACAAAGCACAAAUCCAUACUUAUCAGUUUUUAUGUUUGGACGUGUCGGGGAUCGGGAAGACGGUCAUGUAUAAAAUAUUAGCGUGAACGUUAAUAAUUUGUAUUUGGUGCCCUGUGAACGUGAAGGUAUUAUAAUUAGCAAAAGAGAAAAGAAGUUUAUGAAUCGAGCCGAUCGAUUGGGAGAAUACGAAGGCAGUGUUAUGAAUAAAAACCUCAACUCAACUCAACUGCAAGUCAUCCGAAAAACAUUAUACUUCAAAAAGAAAUAUUUUGGCACGUUAAAAUAAAAAAUUCAAUUGAAAUUUAGUUCGGUUUCGAAGACUAGAGCAUCAAGUGUUUAUUGAAACACUGAAAUAAAUCAAUA